UGUAUUUACGUGUGUGUUUUCUUGUUACGAUGGUUCUGGAAUUCAAUGCAUACUUCACGUAUCCAUAAACAGUUACAAAAAUCCCCCAAAUCAAUGGAGAAUUAGGGCAUGCUGUAUCAAAUCGAUUAGCUUGAAGAUUUAAGGAUUGUAAAAAAAUUCAGUAGUUGAACUGAACGCUUCGAUGACAGAAAUGGAUCAAAAGAUAACAGAAGCUUUGAGGAAGAUGAAUGCUUCAAAAGAAGGAGCUACUGCUAACGUACAGACAUUACUUCCACUUCUGGAGACAUUAAAGGUUCUUGAGAAGCAAGAAGAAGAAGAUGAAUCAAAUUACAGUGAAGUAUAUGCUAGACUGCAAUUGGAGAUCAGUGAAUUGGAGAAGAUGAUACAGAUCAAUGAUGCUGUUGAGAGAUUGAAUUCAGCAAAGAUGGAGCUUUCAUCAAAGCUAAGGGAAAUUAUAUCAUUAAAGCGCCAACGUGAUGAUAUUCCAACACAAGCAGAACUUAUUCAAUAUGAACGUAGGUUUUCAGAACUUAAUGUUCACAUUCAGGGAAAGCUUCGGCAAACUCGUAAAUACUAUGCAACAUAUAACGCUUUAUUGGAAAUAAAAGAACUGAUGUUGAAGGAAACUUCUUUAUUAAACUCCAUGAGUUCACAGUUACAUGAUGCACUUAAUAGUCCUGCUGGUCGAGUAACUUUGACUAGUUCCAUAGAUGGAAUUUCAAAGAGUAUUAAACAGAAGCUUAGAAAUGUGGAAGUAACGUUGGAAGCAGAGAAGAAAGCUUGUGAAGGUUUGAAGAAAAAGCAUGCAGCAGCGAAUUUGGAGAAAAGGCGUUGCUAUUCUUUGUUAAAGGAAUUUCAAGAAGAAUGCACGAGGAAUGAGAGACUUAGGAAUCAAACUUCUUCUGUCUGAUAUCUGUGGUUAGAAAGAAUGUAAAGAUUUAAAAAAAAAAAAAAAAAAAUUCCAAAUAUAGCUUAUAUAGUUAUACUGUUAGAUUUGUAUGGUUGUUUGGUAUAUGUUGUUUUUGUUUUGUUUUC
Molecule: messenger RNA, 1035 nt
Organism: Lactuca sativa (garden lettuce)
Lineage: Eukaryota; Viridiplantae; Streptophyta; Magnoliopsida; Asterales; Asteraceae
Product: paramyosin-like protein
Biological process (GO): Golgi to plasma membrane transport
Source: RefSeq, a predicted model, not a curated record